This is a messenger RNA of Cadophora gregata, 3319 nucleotides long. RefSeq lists its product as uncharacterized. Bases 332 to 2737 code for a protein of 801 amino acids. NCBI's taxonomy places the organism in Eukaryota, Fungi, Ascomycota, Leotiomycetes, Helotiales, Ploettnerulaceae. The record is from RefSeq and is a predicted model, not a curated record. The transcript has a single exon.
UCCGAGUUAGCGUCAGUCGACUUCCUAUUGAAGACUAGCAUCGGGCUACUAGGCCGCUAGCUGCAGGACCAAGCCUGCCUACCUGCAGGGCUUCAACAUGAAAUCAUUCAGCCUUGUCUACUUCUUGUGAAUUCCACGAAAACAACCAUUCACAACUCACAGUACGCCAUCUUCUAUUCAACAACCUUUUUUUUCUCUCUUUUCAAAAGAUCAACGCUCCGCUUUGCCCACAACAUAUAUCCAAACAAUAGCAACGGCUGCUCACAGAAAUCUGUCGCAUCCAAUGUUCGCGAGUCUUUCAAUGACAUAAACCAAACACCAGCUCAAGACCAUGGCUUCUUCGGCGGUCUCUCGCCGCCGUGCAAUGCGCACACCACCCCGAGAAACACGAACGAAGCCCAGGAUCUCGUAUGCCGAAUCAUCGUCUGGUGUCGAUCUGGAAAGUGACUCGGAAUCCGAUCUGUCUGCCUCCGAACCAGAAUCUAGUCAACCCACAACUCGAUCUCGCGCUUCAAGGUCGCAAGCAUCACAACAAACUCGCCCAAGAAGGAUAGCCUCCAUUAAUGACGCGCGAUCACACAACUCUGAGCCAGCCCACCUACAACGUACGAAGCAAACACGAUCUUCCACUCUAUCUCGAAACACACGAUCGCAUCAAGUACAACAAAAGCGGCCCCGAGCCUCCUCCUCCCACCGAACAAAUAAUCAUGACGAAGGCAACAGUCGAAGCUCCAAGAGGCGUAAGCAGUCGAAACAAAGCUCUGCCAUAAAGAUUGCUGGCCGCAAAGUGUUGGAAAUACAAGGUUCUGGAGUCAUUCCAGCAUGGCAAAGUCUCCCAUACCUUAUCUUGGUGCAGAUAUUCCAGUUUGCAACCUAUCCGCUGUACGAAGAACACACAUUUCAGCCUCUACCAUCUGGUAGAUGGCUGUUGAGCGUUGCUCGGAUGUGUCGCGACUUUGCAGAGCCCGCCUUCACUGUUCUCUACAAGUCGCCACCUCUCGUCCCAAUGGUACAGGCACAUAGAUUGGUGGACCUGCUAAUGGCAGAUCCUCUGCCUAUGAUCUUCAAAUACAGGCAAAAGGUUGAGUCACUCCGUAUCGACGUUGGUCAAGUUGUCGCAUACACCUUGCCAGGCAGCGGCUUGUUGGAUCUACAUGGGUUGAUCAAGGAGCUGCCGCGAUUGUCAGACCUGGAGUUCUAUCAUCAGAAGGACAUGUCUCCCUACCGAAACCUUGACGACAAUGUUAAGUGGACAUACCCAGAAUCUAUUUUUGAAGCCCUCGAGUAUGUUAAUCCUUCGGCGGACCCGAUGAGAGGAGAUAAGACGAGCAUUUGCAGACUUAGAAGCUGGCGCUGGUCAUCGAGGCUUGGCGGAAAGAAGUACUCGAUCGAACAAAUACCAGCAAUGCACUUGAAGCCAUCUUUUGAGUCGCUGCAGAAGGUUGCUUUUGUCAACUACCAAGUCCCCUUCCUCAAGAAAGACGAAGAAGACCCAGAGCAUGAAAAGGUCCUUGCCAAGGCUAUCAAUAACCUUCCGAAGCUGAAGCAUCUGAUAUUUGAGUCAUCCACCCUUGUCAACGCGAAGUUGCUGCCUCUUUUACCUACCGGGCUUCGCAACCUUGAGUUGAUCAACUGUUGGGAAGUCAUUGCAUCCGAUUUCGCCCCUUUCCUCCUCACACAUGGUAGGCAACUACGAUGUUUGACUCUCAACCACAACCAAUCUCUGAGCUUGGCAUUCUUACCAAUGCUUGGUCCUGGAUGUCCGAAUCUGCAGGUGCUCAGGAUGAAUCUGACCUACUACAACCUUCAUAUUACCUACCGAGAUUCGGAGCCUUUAUACGAGAAGCUGUUGGAGCCAGACCAAAUUCCCGCAUGGCCCUCGACUAUUCAAACAAUCGAAUUGACUCAACUACGCAAAUGGGAAAAUGAAGCAGCAGAAGUUUUCUUCCAAAGCCUCCUUGAUAGCGCCGGAAGUCUUCCAGAUCUACGUCGGUUGACCAUUCAAGCCAUUCUAAAUAUCGGAUGGAGAGAUCGAGCUUCAUUCCGUGACAAGUGGGUAGGAUCUCUCAAUCGAGUAUUCAAGAGGAUUUCCAAACCUCCCAAGGCCAUCUUCAGCCUACCCAAGGCUCUUCAAGCUCUGUCUUUGCCAAUCGGAGACAAGGAAGAGAUGGAUUCUGUGCCAAUGGAGUCUAGACGAAUUUCUUCUGGCUCAAAUAUAUCGCAUACUAGUGGAAAGUCUCCUGUUGUUGAAAUACCAACCCAAAUUCAGUCACACAAGGUCUCGGUAGAAGUACAACCUUCGCCACCAGCUCGCCGCUCAGCACGUUCUGCAACGCGAAAUCUCCAAUCAGGCAAAUAUGUCGAGUCAUCUGAUUCCGAGCCUGAAGUUGAGAAGGAAGCCGAGUACGAAGCCCGCACUCCUGCUUCUCGUGCAGGCAGCCGUGCUUCUAGGCUCGAACGAGAACUGGGCAUCCUGAAGGAGACAGCUGGCAGGCACAGUGCGGCGAUCACAUCCACCGAGAGCUCCGAGGAUGACUCUGCGUCGAACAGUCACAACAAGGGCAAGGGUAGAGAGAAUGAAGUCAUUCAAGGCAUGUGUGAAGUUGUUGAAGUUCGGAUUGAUAAUCUACGGCCAACAGAGACGCAAGUCACUGAGGCAGAUUUCUUGGAUGAGGAGAUGAGUGGUGAUGAUGACUGGAAUGGCGAGGAUCCUGCUGAGGAUGGAUAUGCGUGGUGAUUUUGUCUUCUUCUCUGUAUUACUUGCUUUUUGAUCGCGUUAGUAUUCUCGGUGUUGAUGGGAGGGUUUGACAAAAGGGGCAGUGUGAUGAUACAUGGUUGGGACACACGCAUAUACGACAUGGAAAUUGGAUGAGUACUGUAUGAUCACGAUAACAAAACAAAAGGAUGGAUGGAAUGGAAUGGAGUUAUAGAUGUGGGAGGGCGCUGAACACGAGACAGGAAUGGGGCCAAUACGAUGGGAUGCAAUGGACGGGUCGGUUGGGAUUGCAUGUUGUGAGGGCUUUGUCCAUGGGCUGUUUUGCCCUACUUUACGAAAAGUCUGCUUGCUCACUUGCUUCGCUGUACAUGUUCUCACUUCAAGAAGUACACUGCUGAGCAGUUGUACACAAUGCACAAUGAAAAUCAAAAAGAAUUGAAUGUCAAUUCCAAAAAGCCCUAAAACAUGCCUAAUCCACCUCAUCUGGUAAUGAUUAGUAGCAGUCUGUUGUCCCCACGAGCAGCAUCAAGCUCUCAUUUAGGCGCCUCGGAUGGAACCUGGCAAGUCUCAAAUCGUAUGGUCGUCGCAUGAUUUACUCCGUAG